Molecule: messenger RNA, 1693 nt
Organism: Pungitius pungitius (ninespine stickleback)
Lineage: Eukaryota; Metazoa; Chordata; Actinopteri; Perciformes; Gasterosteidae
Exons: 2
Coding region: 163-1116 (317 amino acids)
Source: RefSeq, a predicted model, not a curated record
UAUCAAGGUACUCCAAAUAUCAAGGUACCAAGAUACUUGGAUUUAACAACAACGUGUUAAAUCCACCUCAUCUAAAGGAGAACCUCACCUGCUUUGUUACAGCCUUACAAAAUAAACACAGAGAUGCUAAUACAAACCAUCUUAGCAUGCUAACAUUUGCUAAUGAUUCGUAAACUCAAAGCACAGCUGGAGCGGACGGGAAGUUCUUCGACAAUCCAAGAUGGCGCCGCAGAUGGCUGCCUAAGCGUUUCGGUGCUCUUUGAUUUUUGUUGUUUUCCUCGUAAACGAACUUCUAUGCUGGUUCUUUCAGCUGCUGGUAAGAAGAGACAGAGACUUUUCUUCAUCCUCGUUUUGUGCUUCACGGAGACGUGGCUUUGUGGAUCGAUCCCCGACUCCGCGCUCCAGCUGGCCGGCUUCCAGCUGCUCAGAGCGGACCGCGACACGGAGCUGGAGGAAGGGUGGAGGAAUGUGCUCCUACCUCAACAACGGCUGGUGCAACGACGUAACAGUGAUCCUGCAACAAUGUUCUCCUGCUCUGGAAUCCUUCUAAAUCAACUUCUACUCUCCCCUGGAGUUCGCUUCAUUCAUCCUGGUCGGUGUUUACAUUCCGCCUUCAAACAGUUUAUUAAAUGCCCGACCAGAGAGGAGAACACGCUGGACCACUGCUACACUACAGCAAGCAGGGCUUAUUACACCGUCCCUCCUGCUGCGCUGGGCCACUCCGACCACGUCAUGGUCCACCUGAUUCCUGCAUACAGGCAGAAACUAAAGCUCUGCAAACCUGUGGUGAGGGAAUCCAGGAAGUGGACCAGCGAGGCUCUAGAGGAUCUUCGGGCGUGUUUUGACUGCACAGACUGGGAUGUUUUCAGGACUGCUUCUGACAAUCCGGAUGAGUUCACAGAGGCUAUAACUUUCUACAUCAGCUUCUGUGAGGACAUCUGUGUACCAUCAUGCACCAGGGAAGCAGCACGCGAAGGUGGGGAAACACGUCUCUGCCUCUCGGUGCAUCAGCACCGGUUUCCCCCAAGGCUGCGUUCUUUCCCCUCUGCUCUUCUCCCUGUACACGAACAACUGCACCUCCAGUCACCAGUCCUUCAAGCUCCUGAAGUUUGCUGAUGACACCACCCUCAUUGGACUGAUCUCUGGUGGGGACGAGUCCGCCUACAGGUGGGAGUCUGACCACCUGGUGACGUGGUGCAGUGAGAACAACCUGGAGCUCAACGCCCUGAAGACAGUGGAGAUAGUCGUGGACUUCAGGAAGAACGCAGCCCCACCUUCCCCCCUCACCUUGUGUGACUCCUCCGUCACCACUGUGGACGCCUUCCGAUUCCUGCGCUCCAUCAUCACUCAGGACCUCAAGUGGGAGCUGAACAUCAGCUCGGACAUGAACUGUUUGUGCACCUUCCAUCCGGCAGGAGGCUGAUUAUUGUACUGUCUUCCGUCAUGCACCAUCCGCCAAGUCAAUUUCCAUGUAUGUCUAACAUAUUAUGGCAAUAAACGCUUCCUGAUUCCUGAUUCCUGAUCCUGAAGUUCUGUUGGAGUAUUUUACUUUAUUAAUUCGUAAACUAAUGGUUUAACUUAAACACAAACAAAGAAAAGAUCAAAAGAUCUGAGAAAUGAAUAAAGAACCGUUUUGAUCUGUCGCUGACAUCACAGACAGUCUCUUCACCUUCCUCCCUCCUCCCUUCUUCUC